Acaulospora colombiana is the source of this 1387-nucleotide messenger RNA. NCBI's taxonomy places the organism in Eukaryota, Fungi, Glomeromycota, Glomeromycetes, Diversisporales, Acaulosporaceae. The record is from the annotation of a GenBank genome assembly.
AUGGCACCUGAUGGGCUGUCUAUACUUUCAGAGCCGGUCAAGCGACGCUUCCCCAAAGACGACACUUGGAUUCCAUGGGACGAUCCAAUUGCCUACUCAUACUCCAGCACCGUUGCAGAAAUUAUACAAGAAAUCCUUCAAAGGCAUGCCUCGGGAAUUUGCUUCAGAGAACACAAUGCAGGACCAAAUCUUGACAUGCAAAUGAGCGAUGAAGGCUUCCAGAUUGAUAUCAAAGUGGAUUGGAAUACUGGUCUUAUUCAUGGCGGAAACGCCCACAAUUGCGGCACUUGGAUGGAUAAGAUGGGCGAAUCAGUGAAAGCAGGAACUAAGGGGCGACCCGGGACUCCUCGUGAUGGUGCUCCUGUUGAAAUUACUGGAUUACUAAAAAGUACUCUCCGUUGGCUCGCCAAGCUUUCGUAUGAGAAUCAAUUCCCAUUCACAGGUGUUACUGCCCAAAUUGAUGGCAAAGAGCAGUUGAUUACAUACCAAGAAUGGGGCAAUCUUUUGCAGGCAUCUUUUGAACAAAACUACUACGUUCCGCUUGACCCGGCGGAAGAUGCUGCAUACAAUGUCAACCCAGCCAUUGUCAAUCGGCGAGGCAUCUAUAAGGAUGUAUACGGCUCGGGACAAGGACGCGAGUGGUCUGACUAUCAACUUCGGUCCAAUUUCCCGAUCGCAAUGGCUGUUGCACCAGAGCUAUUCGAUCCGGGCCAUGCUCUCACCGCCUUAGAGGUAGCAGAUAAGCACUUGAGGGCACCGUUGGGCAUGAAGACAUUGGAUCCAGCUGACCAACAAUAUCGUGGAAAUUAUGACAAUUCCAAUGAUUCUGACGAUCCCCAUGUCGCCAAAGGGUUGAAUUACCACCAGGUUUUACUCCCGUCUAGGCAUCAUAUUCGGGCGGAUCCUUGGGCCGGACUGCCAGAGCUCACAAACGAGAAUGGUGCUUAUUGCCACGAUUCAUGCCGCACCCAGGCAUGGAGUAACAGCACAUUGCUGGACUUCCUUCACGAUGUGCAUCAUCUUAUGUCUACCGUUGAUUACCCAAGUAAUGUUCGAUAUCGCAUGUCCAUUCCGAAAGCUGUGAAACGGGCCCUUCUCUGUGCUUGCACAACUGUGUCCGCAUCCUUUCCGCUUGAAGCACCAAAAUAUCCGAUGCAGAGAACUCUCCGUAUAAAUCAAAUACGGGAAGGUUGUCUAGAUCUGGAAGUUGCUGCUCAGGCAGUUCUAGUAAUAAGGAAGAUGAGCUUGGUGGUUGGUGGAGAAAGAUGUAAAGUUGCCGUAGUUUGGGUAUACCAUGACGUAUCCUCGAAGCCAAACCAGUUCGAUGAAGAACCUUUUCCAGCUGUUUUUCCAUCUAUUAGAUCGGACUUUCGCUACUAUUUCUUCG